AUGUAUGAGUGCUCAUCGACAAAUACUUCAGACUUUGCUACCAGCAACAAUCUCGGCGUCUGGUUCGAUCAUAUAAUAAUACGAACAAAGUUAACCGCCAUCACCUUCUUUCGUGAGAGGUACAAAAAGCCAGGCAUUGUGCUGCAGAGUGUGAAGUUGACUGUCGAUCAACUCCCUGCUGGCAGGAUUACUCUGGCCGGAGAUGCUGCUCACUCCAUGACGCCGUUUCGAGGAGAGGCCGGUGUCUGCGCACUUACAGAUGGCUUGAGGCUCGGCGAAGCCAUCAAAAGCAUCCACGAUGCUCGAGGACAAGGUCCUGAUGUGGUGAAGUACAUCGGAGAGUAUCGCGACGAUAUGAUUUCCAGAGGAACAAGAGCCAUCAGCGUAUCCAAUCCAGUACUUGAGGAUCAUUCCAAGGAUGCUGAAAAAGGGUGGAUUUGGAAGAUGGUCUGGGCCGUUGCAAACGGCCCUUCCACCUACUUACACCCAACGGAGGAAUCGUGGGCUACGCCCACCAACUUCCUCCUUACACAGAUAUACGCAGUUCAAUACCAAGAUUAUUGA
Molecule: messenger RNA, 564 nt
Organism: Colletotrichum phormii
Lineage: Eukaryota; Fungi; Ascomycota; Sordariomycetes; Glomerellales; Glomerellaceae
Exons: 4
Coding region: 1-564 (187 amino acids)
Source: RefSeq, a predicted model, not a curated record